GACGACUCCGAAGCCUACGGCAUGCCCCCGCAAUUAAAGUUGAACGCGGUCGCCUUCAUUUCCCCGCAGAAUCAUCCAAUUUUGAUUCGGACGUUCUCAUUGUCCAAGGACGAGCAGCUAAAGUACCACUACCUUGCUCACACAAGCCUGGAUGUAUUCGAAGAACGCGCGAACUCCGGCGGCAAGUCGACGGAGUGUUACCUGGGCCUCCUCUUUUCCAUGGAGAACGCUGCAGUCUAUGGUUACAUUACGCCAUUGAAAGUAAAGAUCGUACUUGCGCUGGCUCUUUCGGAUGCCGUCGUCCGCGACGCAGAUAUUACAACAAUAUUUCGUGCGCUGCACAUGGCGUACUAUCACUCGGUCGCCAACCCAUUCCUAAAGCUCAAUACCGCCCUUGACGUUGCAAAUGACCACUCUUCGCUGAUGCUGGCCGGUGGCGCAAAGUGGAAAGGUUUUCGUCGGCGAGUCGACGAGAUUGGGAGGGCUGUCGGCGCGCAGGUGUAGCAGACAGUCGGGAGCCACUGAUGCAUACCCAGUUCGGGCCUUUGAUUGCCCCCACUCGCACACCCUUCAUUGACUCAUUAGCUUCAAGACCACUGCUAUUGAGACAGAUACGGGGUGGAGAUUGAUAUGCCCUUCAUUGACUCGUCUGCUUCCAAACCGCUACUUUCGAGACAGAUACGGGGCACACAUGUACCUAACGGAUGGCAGUCUAACCUUUCCACUCCGUAUUAGAUGCCUAUCAUUGCCUCCCCGAGGCUAUUCAACUGGUCUAGUGUUUCCCAAGCCAUCACUCUCACCACUGCAUCCUCAUCCGUAGACGAUAUAUACCGCAAAGUAUUCCUAGUACGCGUCACUAGUGUGCUCGGGAAGAUAUUUGCAUCCCUGCCUAGAUCGUAGAUGCGCUCCGUAGACGCCUUCAAGAGCAAGGAAAGCAGAUGUAGGGCAGCGCGCCGGAACGGAGGGAGCUUGCUCUGUUUGCUCGUGGGAUUUGUAUCCAUGGUGUCGACCGGUUCACGUUCGUUUUCAACUUGCGGCAUAACAACCGCUUUGCCUUCUAGUUGCAGGAGAUCCACCAUUGCCGAACACAGGUCUUCCAGGUACAGGAGAAGGGCAAGGGUGCUCGUCUUUAUGCAGGUGGCUAAGAGUGAUAGUGCGGACGUUCGAAUCGCUGUUGGUAAAGAGGCAUUCCUGACAACGUUGAACAGCGGAGGGAUGAGGAUAUCGGCAUAACUCGGUAGCGCUUCGCCGCAUCUCUGUAUUACCUGGCUGAGGGCUUCACCCACUCUCGUGCGGACAUCAACAUCGUGUUGAGUAAGAUCACCGGUGGAUAGACCGUCCAAACCAUGCGUGUAUAUCUUAAACAAACCUCUAAGCACCUCUUUCCCGAAGCCAUCGACCAUUGCAGACAGACCCUGCACGCCAUUCAGGAAGAUGUACGAUUCUUCAUCGCGGAUGGCUUGCAAGAAGAUGUCCAGAACAGCAGGCACCAAAGCCUUGUCGACGGGUGGCCUACCCGAUCCCGUACUACUGUCUCGUGGCGGAGAUACGAGUUGACGCAGAAGCAGUAGACCAUGAGCGCGAACAGGAAGGAUCGGAUCUUGAAGCAACUUGAGUGCUUUCUGAUAUGUUUCUCGCGGAUCCUCUUGUGUUUCAUGCUGGUCCCUCCUACGAGGUUGCGUAUCGGCUGAUGUUGAAGCUAGGCGUGCUGUCAUCACCAAUCUAGCCUCACUUGCUAACCGGCGAGUCGUAUCAGACUCGCUGUUGACCAAGGAUUCCAAGAGAGAAAAUAUUUCAGUUAAGACGGGAGCUGUCCUUGCCGAAAGGUCUUCGUUCCCUUCGAGCAGGGACAAAAGAAGGUUGAUUGCCGUGACUGUCAUUUCUUCAUCCAUAGAUGUUUCGGAUGGACCAUCUGACUCGCCAACAUCAUCUUCAUCCUCUUGCGGUACUAUUCGCAAGUCCUCAAGUGUUAGACCAUGACUGUCGGGUUGUCUUGGCUUCCGUAUUUCCCGUUUACCGUUGACGAAAGGCGAGGCA
Gloeophyllum trabeum ATCC 11539 is the source of this 2037-nucleotide messenger RNA. Its product is annotated as Sedlin. Gene Ontology annotation, cellular component: nucleus; TRAPP complex; cytoplasm. The coding region runs from base 22 to 504 and encodes 160 amino acids. The transcript has 6 exons. Gene Ontology annotation, biological process: endoplasmic reticulum to Golgi vesicle-mediated transport. The record is from RefSeq and is a predicted model, not a curated record. NCBI's taxonomy places the organism in Eukaryota, Fungi, Basidiomycota, Agaricomycetes, Gloeophyllales, Gloeophyllaceae.